Messenger RNA from Trichobilharzia szidati, 1074 nucleotides. Lineage: Eukaryota; Metazoa; Platyhelminthes; Trematoda; Strigeidida; Schistosomatidae. The record is from the annotation of a GenBank genome assembly.
CUAAAACAGUAAGUAGUGGUGUAAUCCAGGGAAGUGUAUUAGGCCCACUCUUAUUCAUAAUAUAUAUAAACAGUAUCUGUGAAUGCUUUAGUGUAGGUAAACCAAUACUAUAUGCAGAUGACUUAAAAGUAACGUAUAAAUGCAAGAACACAGAUCUUGGAAUAACAGUAAACGCCAUACAGCAAGAAUUAGAAAAAAUGGAUAGAUGGUGUGACACCUGGCAACUCCAAUUUAAUGUCGAAAAAUGUGGCUGGCUCUGCAUAGGUUGCAACAAUUUAGAACUUGACCUGACAAUUCAAGGCCAUGCACUUCAACGACUGGAAUCUGUACUGGACCUAGGGCUGAAAUAUUCACAUAACUUAUCAUUUUCUGAACAUAUCUCCAAACAAGUGUCAAAGUCACGCAGACUUAUCGGCUUUCUACUCAGGAACUUCUACAGAAAUGAGUCUAGAAUUCUGUUGUACAAGGUUUGUGUGCGUCCUUUAUUUGAUUACUGUUCAUUCAUGUAUAGUAGCAUACGCAUAGAGGACAAAUUGAAAGUCGAGGGAGUGCAGAGGUACUUCACGUUAAAAUUACUCGGAACUGAAAAUGGUGCGAGCUACUCCACUAGAUGUGAUACCCUAGGACUAGAAACACUAUGGCUAAGACGCCUGAGACUAAACUUGACACUUUACUAUAAGCUUCUAAACCACUUAGUUUUUACCUCUACUAAUGGCACUCGACUUUCAGAUGACAAUGGCUACAAACUAAGACACACUAAGGGUACAGUAGCUAUCGAACAAUGUAAAACAGCCACCAGGCAAAAGUUUUACUUGAUUAGGUAUGCACAGAUAUGGAAUAAACUGCCAAUGGAAAUGCGUCAAGCAAGUACAUUGGCCUCCUUCAAAAAGGUGCUUAAUGACAAACUACAAGAGUUUGCAAACGAUAGUAGUUCUAGUUCCUAUCUGAGAGCCUCCGAAAUUAUAGGUCCAUUUAAUGUAUAAGCUUAAAUACUACACCUGUUGUUUUUUGCCUAUAUUUAUAAUUCUAGAUAAAACAUUAACGGUUAACAUACGUAUCCUCAAACAGACAAGA